UCCGAUCAAGUUCAUCAAACUCCAAACCCUCAAACAUUCCCCAAAACACUUCGUUCUAGGGCACUCAGCUACCCUUACACAACUCCCCUCCAUUGUUCAAGAGUCAACCCACACUCAGCGAACGUCGACAAUUCCACACUUCAAUCUACCUGUUCAGUACUUCACCAGUCAACCCACUCCCACAACUUCAAUCAACCAUGUCUACCAUCGUGGAGAAAGUCUCUGACGCCGUCAACGACGUUACUGCCGCUCUUGGCAAUGCAACCAUUUCCGACAAGCCUGAUACCGACAAGUCUGCCGCUCACAGCGACGCCGUCCUGGCCAGCGCUGCUGAGGGUCGCAGACUCUACAUCGGAAACCUCGCGUACGCGACGACCGAGGGGGAGUUGCAAAGCUUCUUCAAGGGAUACCUAAUUGAAUCCACCUCUAUCCCCAAGAACCCACGCACCGACCGUCCUGUUGGAUACGCCUUCGUCGACCUUUCUACCCCAACCGAGGCUGAGCGUGCUAUCGCUGAACUCUCAGGCAAGGAGAUUCUCGACCGCAAAGUCUCUGUCCAACUUGCUCGCAAGCCUGAAGCCAACGCCGCCGAGAAGACAGAGGGAGCUGCGAGUGGAGGUGAGGGAGUUUCUGGAGGUGAAGGUGGUCGCCGUCGCCCAGCAGGCCGUGGACGUGGCCGUGGACGCGGUCGUGGAGGCCGUGGUGGUCGUGCCAACCGUGGUUCCCGAGGUGAGGAAGGUGCGGAGGUCCCAUCUGCAGAGGUCCUUCCCUUGACCGAGACAACCAACCAAGCCACCGAGAGCAAGGAACCUAAGGAGGCAAAGGACAAGGAGGCCAAGGCACCAGCUAACCGUGCUCCCCGUGAACGUCGUGAGCGUGGCCCACCUGCUGAUGGUAUCCCAUCCAAGAACAAGGUCAUGGUCGCCAACCUUCCAUAUGAUCUCUCUGAGGAGAAGCUCAAGGAACUUUUCGCCGCCUAUGAGCCAUCCUCCGCCAAGAUCGCCCUCCGUCCUAUUCCCCGAUUCAUGGUCAAGAAGCUCCAGGCCCGCAACGAGCCCCGCAAGGGUCGUGGAUUCGGCUUUGUCACUCUUGCUUCUGAGGAGCAGCAACAAAAGGCCGUUUCUGAGAUGAACGGAAAGGAGAUUGAGGGUCGUGAGAUCGCCGUCAAGGUCGCUAUCGACAGCCCUGACAAGACCGAUGAGGAUGCCAAUGCUCCAGCUGCUGAGGCUGCCGAGGGCACCAACGGCACUGCUGAGACUGCUGCUUAAGCAGCUGUGUAUAACUUGUACGAUGGGAGAGUGCUUCAUGCGCACAGUCAAUUUCAGAUGCAUUGCCUUAUUCUGAUUUUUGGUCAUCGUCUCGUGUUGCGUUAUGGAGGCACUUUGAAGAUGGGGUUUGGUUCUUUGAUUACUCGAGGGACAGAUCCAGCUUCUAACGACUUUCUUUUUUCUAUUGAACCUGGGUCUCACGUCGGUGGAAAUAGUGCUGGCGUCACAGAUAUGCGGUCUCAAGGCUGAUUUCUUAACGACAACUGGAACUCCUCUUGCGUGGGAUCAUAGUUUCUUGAUGAAUCCUCAAAAAUGUCUUAUUACCAUUUCUCAAGCAUUCUCAGGGCUGUACACUAGAUUUUCCUUUCUGAUGUGCUCUCAUGGGAAGGAAAGGGAAAUGGAAAAGUUCUUCUUUGAUGAUACCAUCGCGCAUCCUCAUAAUUCAAUGGCUUUUGCAAAUCC
Messenger RNA from Mollisia scopiformis, 1730 nucleotides. Its product is annotated as RNA-binding domain-containing protein. The transcript is spliced from 4 exons. Gene Ontology annotation, molecular function: mRNA binding. The record is from RefSeq and is a predicted model, not a curated record. Gene Ontology annotation, cellular component: cytoplasm; nucleus; ribonucleoprotein complex. The coding region runs from base 198 to 1268 and encodes 356 amino acids. NCBI's taxonomy places the organism in Eukaryota, Fungi, Ascomycota, Leotiomycetes, Helotiales, Mollisiaceae.